Molecule: messenger RNA, 1503 nt
Organism: Ilex paraguariensis (yerba mate)
Lineage: Eukaryota; Viridiplantae; Streptophyta; Magnoliopsida; Aquifoliales; Aquifoliaceae
Source: the annotation of a GenBank genome assembly
ACCCACCGAUUCUAAGUCAUCAAUGAUAAAGCGCACUUUUCCCAUCCCUAACUAGCAGAAACUAAACUAAGCUGGUAAGCACCGAGAGCCCGCACCGAAAAUGGGGUGUUGUGGUGAUGAAGAGGAAGAUGAUAUCCUCCAACCGCUCCACCCCGAUCAUUCCGGUGACCUGUCCUCCACCGCAUCCUCGGCCGUGGACGGGGGCUCCGACGACUGGACCAUCGUGACAUCCCCGAUGAACUCCCUCUUCUCAGCCCUAAUUUGCAGGGACACCAUGCGGGUCAUCCUCGAGAAACUCCCACUUGUCGAUCUGGCGCGUGCGGCGUGCGUGUGCAGGCUGUGGAACUCUGUGGCCUCCGAUAGGGAAAUCAAGACGAGGGCGUUCAAGGCCCCUUGGAAAUUGAAGGAAAUUGUUGGGAAUCCCAGCUCUGGAAGCUUCUGGAGAGAUAAUAGCCUUGGUAAAUUCGCCAUUUCGCAUCGGUUGGUUCGUGGUGAUUCUGUUGCUAGCCUCGCCGUGAAGUACUCUGUUCAGGUGACAGACAUAAAACGAAUGAAUAACAUGAUGAGUGACCACGGGUUACACUCAAGGGAGAGGUUGCUGAUCCCUGUAAGCAAACCAGAUCUUCUCAUCAAUGUUACAUGCUACAUAGAAUUGGAUAUCUACGCCAAAAGGGAAGUGGCAGUACUCUAUCUCGAUGGUGGCCCUGAUAGAAAGCUCAACUGUUUAUUGAAUAGGGUGACUUCUGACCGUGGCAAGAGAAGGCUAGUUGACUCCUUGAAGAAAAGCAUGCAGGUCGAUGAUGGAACUGCCCAAUACUACCUGUCUGUAUCAAAUGGUGACCCUCGAGCUGCACUCACAGAAUUCUCCGAGGAUCUUAGAUGGGAAAGGCAGGUGGGAUUGUCCUAGUUUGUAAGGUAAAAUUAUAUGCUGGGUUUGGUCUUUUUUAAAAUAAUUGGUGGUAGAGGCAGCGUAAAGUUUGGAAUAGGGUGCUUCUACAUCACGUAUAGUUGUAUCUGCAUAUAGCUGUAUCCGCAUUUAUCAUUUUCUUCUACAUUUUCCAACUCCACUAUAAAGGCACAUUCAGAAUGUUGAUAAAAAUUCUACCAUCACAAGUGGUGCUCUUCCAUCAGAAUCAAGUUAGAGGAAGUCCAAACUGCUACAAAGCGUUUUCUGGGUGGUUUCUGUCUCUGGUCGAUCAAUCUGAUGUGGAACUUGUGUUGUAUAUGAUUCUGGACAAUCUUGGGAAGUGUUGUAUACUUGAAAUUUCUAAUACCAAUGGACCUUCUCUUUGUGUUUUGCUGCUUGCUUUAAUCAGUACAUGCUGGCAACAUUCUGUGAAGUUUUUCGCCUGCACAUCGAUCACUUGUAACAGGAAAAGAGAGGACAGAAGAACGUAGUUUUGUUAGGCUUUCACUUCCUGAUGUUAUUUGAAAAGUAUUAACCAAUGUAUAAAGAUACAUAUCAAAUUUGAAUGAUAUUUGUAACUUAUAAUUGCUAUUUUA